GAGAAACUUUCGUGUUGUGCUAUAUGCUUAAAGUCAAUCAGAAGCACUGUGAAACAAAACAAUUGUUUACGAGGAAAAGACCAAUUGUAUUUUAUUCGUUUUCAUAUUCUGGUUUGCAUGCAAUAAUGUCAGACAUAUGAAAACAAUGCAUAAAAAACGACCUACGAAUGAUAUUAACUUGUUAACAAAAUUCUCGGAGAUGCUAACCUACAUCCAGUAGAAAAUGAGUAACACUGGUAGCGCUUCGUGUUUUAUUCCGGAUCUCAAGUCAUCAUACUCCGAUGAAGAUAACACGUUGGUGCGAAAUCUGUCAGGAAUGAAUUUACCUGAGAAAAUUCUAUUCGUAAUCGAUACGACAAGAGAGAGAAAUUGUACUCCUUUUAAACUUUCUACAGGAGCUAGCUAUAUGCCUCUGUUUAUGAUAAAACGAACUAUUGAAAAUUUUAUUUACAUUAAAUCUAUCAUUCAACAUAGUCAUGAAUAUGCAUUAAUGAUUUUGAAUUCUCAGAGCUCUCAAUGGAUAUGCGAUUUUACCAAUAACACAAACAGCAUUGUUAAUCACUUGAAUCUUAUUAACGAUGAUGUUCUAGAAGAAGAUAAAAAAUCAUACGAUUUUGGACAAAUGUUUGAUGAAAUACAAAGAAACUUACCUCUACCAACAAAAGAACAUGACACAACUGUUCCAACAUUUGUUGUCAGAGUAAUUUUAGUGUAUUCACGCUCCAACAGUAUACCAAAAUUUCAUAUUGAUAAAAGACCUUUAGAUAUUCUUACAAGAAAUCCAUAUUUUUUUAUAGAUGUGUUGUAUGUACAUGAACCACCUUGCUCAGAAAAUUUAUGCGAAGAAGUUUAUUCUGAAAUAGCAAAAUUGGAUACAACAAAUUUUUCAUACAUAUUAGAAGUAGGAAGGAACGCAGCAAAAUUGCAUGACAGUAUGGCUAAAUUACUGGCACAUCCCCUACAAAGGCCACCUCAAAAAGAUGUAUGUUAUGCAAUUUGUCCAUCUCCUGGUUCUCAAGAAACCUGUAAUAAUAUUUAAUUGUAUAACUUCUGUCUUCUGAAAAUUGUUAAAAGGAACAUUAAUUGAUAAAAUUAAAGAAAGAUGUUAAAGUAGCUUACAUGUGGAUUUACACACAUACAUUUGUAAUACGUCGACUGUGUUUACACAUAAAAAAUUUUCAACAGAUUGUCACGCACGAAAUAUUACGACAAGGGAUGGAUAAAAUAACAUUCUUUGAUUUAUCAUAAAUUUUAUAUCAAACUUUAUAAUCAUUUACAAAACAAUGUAACAUAACAUGAGAAUAUUCAUCAACCAUUCGCUCGCACGUAUUAUUAAAUGUAAAAACAAGAAGUAAGUUAACUACAUACUUACUACAAAUAAUGUUUCUCUGGAAUUAACAGUAUUUAAUCUUUAAUAGAUAUGCUUAUAAUAUUUAUAUCACAGCGUAGAAAUACUCAAUAAAUAAAACUACUUACAAUUGAAAGUAGAUUAGAACACAAAUGGACGUUUCUCCUGUUUAACAUCUCCUUUUUGUUACAGUACUAAGUAAUAAAAUACGUAUAACGUAUUCAACUUCAUUUAAUAUCGCAGGUUGCAUUUAAUAAUACAGGUUGUCCUUUUUAAUUGGAACCAGUGUGAUAUCAUAUAAAGAACUGAAGAUAUAUAUAUAUAUGAAUGUUGUUACAAAUCUUUGAUUUGAUUUGAAAGAGGAUUGUUUAUAUGUCAUAUAAAUAAAUAGCUUUUCUGUAAGUGAAGUAAUUCUUUUAAACGAAACGCUAUAUUUAUGUAUGUAACAAUAUUUACUGAAACGAAUGAGACGAUAUGCAAUUAUCGACAAUGAACGUGAAAUAUCUUUAAAAAGGGAUACAUACGAUUCAUAGGGAAUAGUUAUCUAUAUCAGAUAAUGCAUUUUAAUGUAUGUACUUUGUAAUAUAUUAUCUCGAUACCAGAUUAUUCUUGUAAGGACAGUCCUUUAAUGUCUUCAGUUUGUUAUACGAUAUUCUACCGUUUUCUGUUAAAACAUAUAUCUUGCAUAUCAAAUAUUACUUGUUAACACGAUUGUUUGGUGAUUUCAAAUAACCAAGUGAAGUCAACGUCUCACAUGAGAGAAUGUUACAUAUCACUUGUGUAUCACUUAUUUAACUGUAAUGGGAAGAUUAAUACAGUAUAUAUAUUUACAAAC
Bombus pascuorum is the source of this 2183-nucleotide messenger RNA. Its product is annotated as BRISC and BRCA1-A complex member 1-like. Gene Ontology annotation, biological process: double-strand break repair; mitotic G2 DNA damage checkpoint signaling; positive regulation of DNA repair. The coding region runs from base 224 to 1039 and encodes 271 amino acids. Gene Ontology annotation, cellular component: nuclear body; BRCA1-A complex; BRISC complex. The record is from RefSeq and is a predicted model, not a curated record. NCBI's taxonomy places the organism in Eukaryota, Metazoa, Arthropoda, Insecta, Hymenoptera, Apidae. The transcript is spliced from 3 exons.